AUGGUGGUCGCCUGCCUCACAUCCACGCCGCGGAAGGAGGCGCUGGAGACCAAGAGCAAGGAGAUUAAGGAACUACAGGUGAUCGUGAAAUCCUGGACACGGAAAAUCAGUGCCCUGAGUUGUGAGGAUGGUGAGUGUCAGGAGAAACUCGCCGAAGCUCAAAGUCUGCUGGAGCCACUGGUAGAGCUCUGGUCCGCUGCAGCAGAGUGGUUGAAGGUUCUCCGCUUCUGUGGUGAUGCGCAGGUGGCAUCCCUACAGGAGGAUUGGUGCCUGGCGAGGUGUAAGGAGAUGGAGGAAAAAUUGGAAGAUAUGCUGCCCAUUUGCCUCUGCGCCGAGCUGCAGACCCGCUGCGAGAUCCUCCGUGAAAUUUUGCAGCUGGCUUCGAUUUUCAAAGGAGAUGAUCUACAGGAGAUGCAUUGGAAUCAGCUGGAAACUGCGGUCGACAAGUGGAAUCUAAAGACCGUGCAAGAGAUCAGACACAGGCGCAAGUGGAGCCAUGGGGAACAUGGGGAAGGGGAGUUAGUGCAGUUGGACUUGCUGCUAAUCCGUCAGCCGCUGUUGGAUGUCUACCAACAGGCCAUGCAUCAGAAGGAACUCCGGCAAGAACUGGAGGCGCUGCAGAAGCAUUGGUCCAACGCGCGCCUGAGGGUGGCACGCCGCGCCAAGGUGGCGCGUCCGCCUGAGGCCAAGGCGGAUGAAACGCCAAAACGCCGAGCAUCUUUGUCCUUGCUGGAUGCCAGACCUGUCUAUGAGGGCCUGGCCAAUGCUGAGGCACUUCUUCAGGAGCUUGAAGAAUCCCUGGUGACGGCCGCUGUGUUGUUGUCGAAAGCCGACAGCAGUGGUUCCCUGGUGACGGAGCUCCUAGACCAGGACUUGGUUCUGAUGCAAGACAUCCUGCAGGAUUGGCUGCGUCUCCAGAACUUGAAAUCUGAGUUGAAAUUUGUCUACACUCUUCCCGAAGUCCGUGAUUUGAAAGUUUUGGAGGCCUCCGAGCUGAAUAUGAUCGAGGGCUGGUGGCAAGAGUUGAUGGGCUUCGUGGAGUCCACACGACUCAUGACGAAGGUCUUGCUGAAACCCAAUUUUCAUCAAGAAAUUCUGCAGAAGAUCUCGGAUUUGGAGCGACUGAAGAACAACAUGGCCGGUAUUUUUGUCAAGAAACGACACCAAUGCGCGCGCUUGUAUUUCUUGGUGGAUUCGGACAUCUUGGAGUUGAUGUGCCAAGCACACGACAAGGUCAUUGUGGAUGCCAAUGGGGACAUACUCACGAAAGAGCAGAGUGGUGCCGCGCUGUCGGUGAUGAGAGACAACUGCUUCCUCCGCUUGGACAUUCACAAGUGUUUCGAUGGAAUUGAGCAGCUGGCCACGCGCGCGGGGUUGGACGAGACGCUCUGUGGGAUGAGCUCAUGGGAAAACGAGGUGGUCUCCUUCGGUCGAUUGAAGAUGCUGACCAAAGUAGAGGCAUUGAUCUCGGUGGUGCAGGAUGCCAUGUGCAAAACGCUCCGGAGCCAACUCGCCAGAGCGACGAUGCACCGCGAGACGCGCCGCGAGGACGGCAGCGGAAGCAGCGCCGUGACGUCGCGGGUGACGCAGGAAGGCUUCGAUCGCUUGGAAUGGGCGCAGGAUACCAGGUUUUGCGUCCAGUCGGUUCUGCUCUGUGAACAAAUCUACUGGUGCAAAGCGGUGGAACAAGCCUUGAUGACGGGGGACCACGCAGAACGAGAACUGCGGAACAUGCGGCAUGCUGAGGCAGGUCAUUUGAUGAGGCUGCUGGACGUGUUGAAGGGCGAUGAACUUCCGCUGCAGCGCUUGCGGCUCGAGCGUCUGGCUUUGCAAAUCUUACGUUGUCAAGAUGGCCUGCGGCAGUUGCUGGCGGCAUCGAACGGCCCCAUGACGCUGGACAUGUUGGCCUGGCGCCUACAACUUCGCCUGGAGAACCCUGCAGCCUUGCGUCAACUCAGGCUGCGUCACAUGGACUACUGCGCGGAGUAUGGCUUCGAAUACCAGGGCGUUUGCUCGCGCAUGGUAAUGACACCACAGACGGAUCGCUGCUGGUUGAUCAUCACACAAGCCUUUGCCGCGUCGACGCCGAGACUGGGGAAAAGUGAGACCGUGAAGGACUUGUCCCUGGAAGCGGGCGUGUUUUGCCCCACACUGCGCUGCAGUGUCUACACCACGGCGGAGGAUAUAUCACGAGUGCUCGCCGCUCGUUUCAUCUUGAACUGGGAAGGUUUGCUGCUGGGUCUCUUCUUUAAAUUGCGGUCACUGAUGCAUGCCCAGGAGGAACGGAAAGAGUAUGACGUCUUCUUUGAAGGGCAACGUUUGAAGCCCCGCCGCGCGCAUUUGGCGCUGCUGCUCUGCACCACUGCCAUGGCCCCCCGGAACGUGACGAAGAGCUACGCAGAGGUGGUGCGGCCCGUGGCGUUGCUUCCACCAGAUCUCCACCGCAUCGUUGAGUCGCAGCUGAUCUUGAAGGGUUUCCAAGAGGAGGUCAUCACGCACUGCGCGCGACGCGUGGUCGAAUUCUUUCGCCACGCCCGAAGUUUCUCCUCCACGCCUGUGACGAUGCACUUCUUGAGGACAGCCAUCGAAACUGCAGCAGAUCUGAAGGCGUCCGUGCAUGACUUGGAUCUGGCGGCGGAAGAGGAGGUCUUGCAUCGAGCCUUCAACCAGGUCUGUCUACAAUACUUGGGCCCUGCGGAUCAACCAGCGCUGCGGCAACUGUUACAGGCUGGCCAUAGGACCGUUGUUGUGGGCCUGGGUCUAGCUACAGCCCACGAAAGUAGCAAGCUUGUUAUCGCGCCCACAGGACCUGCACCUGGGGUGGAAGUGGGGCCCGACGAUAGCAGCGACAGCUCGACCUUCAGCGAAGCGGAGACCACGCAGGCUGAAGAGGCUGAGAUGACGCAGUGGAUGGGGCUGCUGAGCGAAGAACUGGAGAGGCGCGGUCUGUCGACCUCAAGCUCCUACAUGAGCAUUUUUCGGCAACUGCGCAUGGCCAUGCGUUCUUUCCCCGGAACGAUUUUGUGUGGCCCCUCGGGAGUGGGCAAAAGCACCAUGCUGCGCUGUAUGAUGCAAGCUGAGAAAGCCGCUUGCGCAAUGAAGGAAUUGGUCCCACCAGAGAUGGUUCAGUGCUUUCCUGGUGCUUUGCCACCCGAAACGUUGGGCUCUGGAGGAUCCGAAGCUAUGCGCGGCAGCGUGCUCUCGAAGCUCUUGUCCUCGGCAGCUCACCACAAGGUUUUGUGCUUCGACGGCGUGCUGGACUCCUGGGCAGAGUCCUUGCAUGGCGUGCUGGACCGAACAGGGCAUCGACAGUUGAGCAACAUGACUUUGGCCCUUGAAGCUGAGAGCAGGCUGAUCUUUGAGACGGAGUCCUUAGCGUCCACCUCCCCGAGCACCUUAUGCCGCUGUUGCACCGUGCCGCUGCCCACGGAGGCAGUGGGUCCUCAUCGAAUGUUGCAGUGCUGGUACCAACAGCUUCCACAUCGAGUACCGUGGCUCCCACCCCUUGCACAGAAGGAGCUGCUCCGUUUGUUGGACCUCUUUCCCGAAGCCGUAGCACUGCAGCGGACAUCGACAAAGACCACGGCCUCGCCCAUCGCUGAGGCCACAAGUCAUCAAGCACUGCUGCUCUGCGGCACCCUGACGCGAUUGUUGGAGGCGCAGCUGCGAAGCGAGCCCCGCCAGUCGGUACAAGUCCUUCCAGGGCAGCUGGCCACGGGCCGUCGUUUAUCCACCUCCGCCUCCAUCGUGAUGUCCUCCAAGUCCAAGAAGGAGAGCUUCAUGGCUCGUUCCACUCAUCAAGGGACGCGCGCAGCGGGAACGUUGACCUUUGACUAUGUCCGCUACGUGCAGUCCUGCUAUGUCUUCUGUCUUGCCUGGACUUUGUGUGUGGGACCUCUUGGAGUUUCCCUGCAAGCGCUUCACACAUGGCUGCAGGGGAAGAUCCAGGACUUUCAGCUGCCACGAGGUUGUCACAGGCUCACGGACGUGUAUGUGGACUGGUCAGUGCAGGACAUCGAGGGCUUCUAUUUGAGCCCAUGGUACACGCAGCUCCCAGCCGUAAACCACGAACUCCGGCAAGACGCUGCGGACGGGGUCGAUGGCAGCAACCCAACCAGCGAGGCAGUGGUCACUCUGCAAGGGAUGUCCUUUGCUUUCGUCACCAUGAAUUUGUUGAUGGAAGGCAGCCAUGUGUUGCUCUCAGGCCCGGCGGCUGUAGGGAAGAGCUUCACCGCCUCAUCUGCCGAACGAUCCCUACGCACCCUGCAGAAGUGGAGCACAGUAGGUGCUGUGUGGAGUCGAUUGACAUCCCUGCACCAGUGCCGCAGCACCCUGAAUCUCUGUGCGGCCCGCCGUCGUCCCGGACGCCACCUGGUGGUGGGCGAAGUCAUGUUCCACGUGGAGGACCUGAACUUGCCGAUGCAGCGGGAGCCCCACGAGGUGCUGCGCGCCUUCGUGGAUACCGAGAAAGCCUCGGUCAACGGGGCGAGUGAGGAGCUCGCCAUUCCAAGCGCCCAAGGUAUCCGAGUCCUCGCGACCACAGCACCACUUCAUGCGUUGGAAUUGCGAGGCUGUGGACCCUCUUGGGCUCCGCGGCUGCGGCGCCACUUCAACGAGCUGCAGUUGCCAGAGCCGGCCGAAGAGGACGUCAAGAAGAUUUUGCAGAGCAUCUCACGUCAUGUCCUGAAGGUGGGCGGCGGCUGCGAUGCCUUGGAAGCGGCCUUCAGCGGCGUGGCGGAGGCCCGCAGCGAGCCGGUCUCGGGCUUGAAGUUGAAGGUAGAGGACGCUUUGGCCUCAGCCACCUUGCAGCUUUUCAAGCUGGUCAAGGAGCAAAUGAAGGCAACUCCCAGCAGUUCGGGCUGCAACUUCAGCCUACGGCACUUAGCACAAAUCAUGGAAGGCGUGGCCAGAGCCUGCCCAUGGCACUAUAGCUCUCGCCGCCAGCUGGCGCAACUCUGGACGCACGAGAGUCUGCGGAUCUACGAAGAUCGGCUGGGCGACGCAGGCAGACACAAAUUUCGAGAACUUCUCGCGAAACUCUUGCCCAGCCACUUCGGCUUGGAGCUUUCGCUCAGCGGCCAGGGCCCGGUCUUUGGCGUCCAGAUGGACUCGCUGCGCUACCAGAACUUCGAUGACCAGGAGAUGAACCCUGCACAAGCCUUUCAAGAAGCGAUCAAUGAGCACAAUGCGCUGCUGGAGCCAGGCAAUCGACUUCCGUUCGUGCCCUUCGCACAGAUGCUGCAGCACACCCUUCGCAUCUGCCGGGUGUUGGCCCUUCGGGGGUCACGCCUGGCAGUGCUGCUGGGGCCCAACAACUCUGGAAGGAGGAGCGCCUGCCACGCGGCGUGUUGCUUCUUCGAGGCCGAGUGUUGUGAUGUGUUGAAGAGUAUCAGAACCAAAGGCACCGCCAAGGAGGACUACGUGACGUCCAUGCGCGAUUGCAUCAUGAGUGCCGGAAAGCUGGGUCGCCGGCAGUUGGUGUUGAUCCGCGACACGCCCUCUGUGGCGGUCAACGAGGAGACCAUGGACAUGAUUUUGGAUUCCUGGCAUCGCUUUCUUCGUCACGGUGACUUGCUGAACCCGGAGGAUUUGCAGGAUGCCGAGCUGCCGGAAGCGUCGUGGCGGCCCUUGCUCUUUUGCGCGCUGAGCGUCACGUCGCUGAAGCAUUUGAGAAACUUUCCAGGCUUCUUGGCGGAGGCCUACAUCGAUUGUUUCUUGCCCUUGACCGAGGAGGCCUUGCAGGGUGUCAUCAGCGCGGUCACAGGUAUUGAUCGAGAUUUGUCAGAUAAGAACUCCAAGUUCGGCUCGCGGCAGAUUGCCGAAGCCCUGACUUUAGACGAAGAUCAUCUGCAUUUUGUAAACACCAAUGAAGCCUUUUGCCAAAAGAUUUUGGCCGCCUUGGACCUCUUCCCUCAGAUCUUCCGGAUGGCACCGGAGGCCCUGAGAAAAGUGUCAGGCAGCGGGAUGGAUCGCCGGAUCGCGGGUGCUUCGCUGCGCAACUUCCUUGACAUGCUGAACACCUUUGUCGUUUCCAGCACCGCUGAUAUCAUCAAAUGCCGCGCCCAGCGCGAGCGCAUGAUUUGUCAGUGCCACAUGGUCACGCAGGUCAUUGAAGUGGUGGAUGACUCUCUAGGCCCGCUGAAGGAGUGGAUGGAAAAGCGUCGCACGCUGAAAGCUGAGGUCAGCGAAUUGCAAACACGCCUGGCUGAGAUUCAGGAAGAAGUCUGUAGCCCCAGAGCUGGUUUCCUUCAAGUCAAGAAGAAGGAGGCCGAAGUCGAGAAGGACGAAGCCGAGAAACAUCGGACAGAGGCCUUGGUGAAAGUCAGCAGCCAGGUGGUUGCGUUGAAAACUGCGCGCAUUCGAGAUGCGAAAGAACAUUACCAGAUGAAGAUGUCGGUCGUGGCGGGUGUCUUACAUCCCGACACCCUGCAGGAAUUGAGCAGCCAUCAGAAGGAAAGUGUUAUGGUGUCGCAGCUUGUCCGGUGCCUGUGCGCCCUUGUAGGUCUUGGCAGCUCACCUUUGCCGCUGGAUGGAAGCCUGUCUUCUCGGCUCACUGGGGUGGACCCAACAGUUGUCACCAAGGACCUGGUGGAGCGAAUGGAGGACAUUCAGCUUGGAGAGGAAUUGGAAGAUUUCUCGCGUGCCGCGCGUGUGGCUGUCGAGGACCUGAUGGCCUAUUUUGAAGCUCUUGGCAGCCUGCAGAGGGCACUUCAGCGAGACGGAAAUGCAGAGGAGGUUCUGUUUGAAGAGGAGGAGCGCCUGGCAGAGGCCAAGGCGCACCUGACCUUGGCACGCGACGCGCUGCGAGACCUGCAGCAGGAAAUGUCGGAGGUGAAGUUGACGCUGCAGCAGAGUCGGAAAGACCUCGAAGAGGCAGAGGUGAUGAGCUUUGAAUGUGAGAAGAAGAUGACAAAGGGUGAGCUCACCAUCACUCCAGAGCGUGUGUAUCUCACAUGCCAAGGGCCUUGGAAGACUAAUGGAAAAGAUAUGCUAUCAGCACCAGCGAAAGACUUUUCAGCUCUUGACAUGCCAGCUUCUUCUUCGGCAAGCGCUUCAACGAUGACCUACACUGCUAUUAUGGAGCAGAUUGCCAACAUUGGCACGCAGAUGAAGAACAUGACCAACCUGAAGAAGAGUUUAACAGAGCAGAGCCGAGAAGUGCCAAUCAGCCUCUACCUUGACCCCACUUGUAUCUUUGUCACAGAAAUUCAUGCUGUCUACGUGGUGAUUGCUGACACAUUCCUGCAUAUUCCUGUCAGCUGUGCAUAUCCUCAUCAUUUUGUGGACGUGCUCUACGACAACCACGAGGUGGUCAGUCGCGCGGAGCGUUACUAUCUGCCGGCGCAGGCUGCGAUCCAGGGCUGGGAAGCAGAGAGACAUGAGCAGGACCUGCGCUUCGAUGGCAUCCCGGCCCGUCCGGCAUCCCAAUGCCUCCCCUCAACGCCAAAAAGGGAUUGGUUUGUAAAGCAAAAAAAUGUAAAUAUCUCAACAUAUACACUUUGA
Molecule: messenger RNA, 7503 nt
Organism: Cladocopium goreaui
Lineage: Eukaryota; Dinophyceae; Suessiales; Symbiodiniaceae
Source: the annotation of a GenBank genome assembly